Molecule: messenger RNA, 750 nt
Organism: Seriola dumerili (greater amberjack)
Lineage: Eukaryota; Metazoa; Chordata; Actinopteri; Carangiformes; Carangidae
Product: isotocin-neurophysin IT 1-like
Exons: 5
Coding region: 110-676 (188 amino acids)
Cellular component (GO): secretory granule; extracellular region
Molecular function (GO): neurohypophyseal hormone activity
Source: RefSeq, a predicted model, not a curated record
GUGAAAUAGGGAUUUGUACAGCUUUUGGAAGAACACGGCGAGAUCAGAUUUUUCUGUUUAUUGACAGAGAUUGAUUUUGUAUUUAAGAAGCUGUGGAAGUAUAUAAGACAUGACAUUGACACCAUGCAAGAUAGAAUAUCAUCUGGGAGCAUCUGAAACAAGAGCUUCAAGUCUACUACUUAUCGACUGUAAAGCCACAACAGAAAUGACUGGAGCUGCUGUGUCCGUGUGCCUGCUUUUUCUCCUCUCUGUAUGUUCAGCGUGUUACAUCUCCAACUGUCCUAUCGGUGGGAAGAGGUCCAUCAUGGACGCACCACUGCGUAAGUGCAUGUCAUGUGGCCCCGGAGACAGGGGCCGCUGCUUCGGCCCCAGUAUCUGCUGCGGGGAGGGCCUCGGCUGCCUGCUGGGCUCCGCAGAAACAGCUCACUGUGUGGAGGAGAACUACCUGCUCACCCCCUGUCAGGCAGGAGGGAGACCCUGUGGAUCUGAAGGUGGACGCUGUGCUGCGUCAGGACUGUGCUGUGAUGCAGAGAGUUGUACAACAGAUCAAUCCUGCCUCAUCGAGGAGGAAGGAGACGACCAAACUGGACAAUUUGAAGGCAGCGAUCCCGGUGACAUCAUCCUCAGGCUCUUGCAUCUGGCUGGUCGCACUUCUCCUCAUAGAAUCCACCAAUGAGCGGCCUCUAACAACAAGGUCUCACGGGAAAUUCUGCAAGUGUAUAGUUGAAGUGGGACUAGUGUUUAUUCAUA